AUGUCUUUUGAGAAGCGUGUUAACGACUUGUUGGAGGAGAACAGCAUACUACGCACGUAUAUUGCAGAAAUAGAGCUGGAGCGAGAACACUGGACAGAAGAGAGCCUCCGAGCCCUUAACGAGAAGCUUGACCGGUACAUUCUAAGGUUGCGUGGUGUUCCUCCUGAAGAGCUGGCGGUUGAAAAGCAGCGCAUCCUGGCAUCACAGGAAACGGUCGAAGAGCUACGCAAUCAUGUACAUAUGCUCGCAGAGACGGUGUCCCAGUUAAAAGCACUUAGAUUUGAGUAUCUGACAAAGGAGCAAUUACGCAAGCUCUUGGUUGUUAGGGAUACGUCACUUCAAGCGGAGAAUAAGAUCCUAAAGACCCAACUGCGGGAAGCCCUUCUACGGAUUUCUCAAUUAGAGGCAGAAGAAUCGAAGUACAAGGUGCUCCAGAGUAGGGUGGGCCUUUCCUCAACUAACUUUCUCUUCCCAGACCAGACCGAUGCCACGGGCAACCUGGUGUCGGACUCUGAGCUUCGCACAGAAACAGAAAGUCUUACAUUAAAGACCAUACAGAGUAGUGCCGGAAGCAGCCUAGAUGGUGCUGUUCAUUAA
Molecule: messenger RNA, 597 nt
Organism: Giardia duodenalis
Lineage: Eukaryota; Fornicata; Diplomonadida; Hexamitidae
Exons: 1
Coding region: 1-597 (198 amino acids)
Source: RefSeq, a predicted model, not a curated record